GCCUGAAUCCGGAAACAGAAAGUCCCCAGGCCCGGCACCGCGGGAGCCACCUCUUUCGAGGGUGGGCGUGCACAUGCGCACAGGGGGCCUGAAAAAACCCUUAAAUACCGUCAUGCGGGCUGAUGAGGCCUCUUUCCCUGCCGCCGCGGAGUCGCGCGGAGGCGGAGGCUUGGGUGCGUUCAAGAUUCCGCUUCACCCGUAACCCACCGCCAUGGCCGAGGAAGGCAUUGCUGCUGGAGGUGUAAUGGACGUUAAUACUGCUUUACAAGAGGUGCUGAAGACCGCCCUCAUCCACGAUGGCCUAGCACGUGGAAUUCGCGAAGCUGCCAAAGCCUUAGACAAGCGCCAAGCCCAUCUUUGUGUGCUUGCAUCCAACUGUGAUGAGCCUAUGUAUGUCAAGUUGGUGGAGGCCCUUUGUGCUGAACAUCAGAUCAACCUAAUUAAGGUUGAUGACAACAAGAAACUAGGAGAAUGGGUAGGCCUCUGUAAAAUUGACAGAGAGGGGAAACCCCGUAAAGUGGUUGGUUGCAGUUGUGUAGUAGUUAAGGUAAGUCACCAUUUAUUUUAGGGAUGAAGGUUGUGCUGGGUAAUCAUGUAACACCUUGUAUUGAAAUUAAGUUGAGGAUCUUAAAAAAGGAAAAAACUGAUUGAACAGGUUUAAAGCAUUUUCUGCAUUUCAGAAAAAAAUAAAAGCUGUAAUUUACAAGCCAGCCAAUGAAUCUGCUUACCUGAUUGUGUUUGUGCAGACAUACUUUAAAAACUGGCAAUAGUAAAGCCAUGUUACGAGCCUUAAGGACAUUGAAGUCGUUAAGGUCCCUGAAAGUGGCUAUAACAAAUCUUAGUGAUGAGAAACAUAUUUAUAAGACAUAGCUAAUUGUUGAAGC
Molecule: messenger RNA, 884 nt
Organism: Mandrillus leucophaeus (drill)
Lineage: Eukaryota; Metazoa; Chordata; Mammalia; Primates; Cercopithecidae
Gene: RPS12
Product: ribosomal protein S12
Exons: 5
Coding region: 212-568 (118 amino acids)
Biological process (GO): translation
Cellular component (GO): ribosome; cytosolic small ribosomal subunit
Molecular function (GO): structural constituent of ribosome
Source: RefSeq, a predicted model, not a curated record